AUGUACGCCAGGAAGUCAGAAGGAAAGGAGCUUCGCAGAGGAAGGUCUUUGGACAACAGGACCGUCUCCAGCAGCUUUGGGAGAGGCUCGACAACCAUCAUAUUCACUCUGAAAAACGAAGUCGGUGGUCUUAUAAAGGCACUGAAACUUUUCCAGGAAAAACACGUCAACCUCAUCCACAUCGAGUCCCGGAAGUCCAAACGAAGGAAUUCAGACUUUGAGAUCUUUGUGGACUGCCACACCGACCACGAGCAGUUCAAGGAGCUCACCGAGCUGCUCAGGAAGCACACGGACAUCGUGGAGAUCUCGCCGUUCGACGGCUCCGCUCUACCCGAGGACGAUGUGCCCGGUGUGCCGUGGUUCCCCAAGAAGAUCUCAGACUUGGACCUGUGUGCAAACAGGGUUUUGAUGUACGGCUCUGAACUUGAUGCAGAUCAUCCGGGAUUUAAGGACAACAUAUACAGAAAACGAAGACAAUAUUUUUCUGAUUUAGCUGUAAACUACAAACACGGUGAGCCCAUCCCUCGUGUGGACUACACUGCAGAGGAGGUGCGUACCUGGGGCGUGGUGUUCAGGGAGCUCCACAAGCUGUACCCGAGCCACGCCUGCAGGGAGUACCUGAAGAACCUCCCACUGCUGACCAAGUACUGCAAAUACAGCGAGGACAACAUCCCCCAGCUGGAGGACGUCUCGCACUUCCUCAAAGAGUGCUCAGGCUUCAUCAUCAGGCCCGUUGCCGGUUACCUCUCCCCCAGAGACUUCCUGGCAGGCCUGGCCUUCAGAGUCUUCCACUGCACUCAGUAUGUCCGCCACAGCUCAGAGCCUCUGUACACACCUGAACCAGACACAUGCCAUGAGCUGCUGGGUCACGUGCCUCUGCUUGCCGAGCCCAGCUUCGCUCAGUUCUCUCAGGAGCUCGGUUUGGCGUCGCUUGGCGCUUCAGAUGAUGAUGUAAACAAACUGGCCACGUGUUACUUCUUCACUGUGGAGUUUGGGCUCUGUAAGCAGGACGGCAGGCUGAGGGCGUACGGCGCGGGGCUCCUCUCCUCCGUCAGUGAACUCCAGCACGCUUUGUCCAGCAGUGCCAACAUCCUUCCUUUUGACCCCACGGUGACCUGCAACCAGGAGUGCAUGAUCACCACGUUUCAGCACGUUUACUAUGUGGCCGACAGUUUUGAGGAAGCCAAGAACAAAAUGAGGGAGUUUGCCAAGACCCUUCGACGUCCCUUCACGAUACGCUACGACCCCUACACUCAGAGCGUGGACGUUCUGGAGGACACCAACAACAUCAACAGCAUGGUGAAGGACAUCCGGCACGAGCUGGACAUCGUCGAAGACGCUCUGAACCGACUCAGCAAAAAACUGCAGAGCGUGUAAAGAGGUGCUCACAGUAAAGCCGCUGACAGCCGAACACCGCUUCUAUGCCUCUGCUUCUGCUCUGAAUCUACUUCUGCUGCAACAAAGCCGACACCUCCUCCUGAGGGGGGAGGGGCCUCCUGAAACAUUCGCUAGGACACAUUUAUUGUUUGUAGGCUGAGCUGUAAAAAUGCGGCACGUGUGCCGUGAUAAUCUGUCUGUAAUCAUGUGAAUUUGUGUGAUGAUCUAUAAAAUACACAUAAUCGUGUGUGAGAGUUCUGCAGUGAUCUGAUCCUGGUUCUGUUUGUGCUGCUGCUCAGUUACUGCGGCAUUUAAUGCGACACAGCA
Messenger RNA from Maylandia zebra (zebra mbuna), 1704 nucleotides. Its product is annotated as tryptophan 5-hydroxylase 1-like. Gene Ontology annotation, cellular component: neuron projection. NCBI's taxonomy places the organism in Eukaryota, Metazoa, Chordata, Actinopteri, Cichliformes, Cichlidae. The record is from RefSeq and is a predicted model, not a curated record. Gene Ontology annotation, molecular function: iron ion binding; tryptophan 5-monooxygenase activity. Gene Ontology annotation, biological process: serotonin biosynthetic process; aromatic amino acid metabolic process.